GCGACGAAGCAGCGCCCAGAGCGUGGGGUAAGUGUGGCCAUUGGUGUAAUUGUGAGGCUGUCAUGGCAGCAUUUAAAGGCAUCUGGACCCGGUCCUUCUGGAAGUCUGUUUCAGCAGAAUUUUUGGCCAUGCUCAUUUUUGUCUUCCUCAGCCUUGGCUCUACAAUCAACUGGGGUGGAAUUGAAAAACCCCUGCCUUUGGACAUGGUCCUUAUUUCUCUGUGCUUUGGACUCAGCAUUGCAACAAUGGUCCAGUGCAUUGGCCACAUCAGUGGUGGCCAUAUUAAUCCUGCAGUGACGGUUGCAAUGGUUUGCACUCGGAAGAUCAGCCUUGCCAAGUCAGUCUUCUAUAUUGCAGCCCAAUGCCUGGGUGCCAUUGCAGGGGCAGGAAUCCUCUAUCUUGUCACACCGUCAAGUGUAAUUGGGGGACUGGGAGUUACCCAGAUACAUGCAGAACUUUCCACUGGACAUGGGCUCUUGGUAGAGCUGAUAAUUACCUUCCAGCUGGUUUUUACUAUUUUUGCCAGCUGUGAUUCUAAACGAAAUGAUGUCACCGGUUCUGUGGCAUUGGCAAUUGGACUAUCAGUUGCAAUAGGACACUUCUUUGCUAUCAAUUACACAGGGGCCAGCAUGAACCCUGCUAGGUCAUUUGGGCCUGCAGUUAUCAUGGGUAAAUGGAAAGAUCACUGGGUAUACUGGCUGGGACCAAUUAUAGGAGCUGUCCUGGCAGGUGCCCUUUAUCAAUAUGUCUAUUGCCCUGAUGAUGAGCUUCAACACAAAUUCAAAGAAGCAUUUACGAAAACAAGCCAGCAGUCCAAAGGAAAAUACAUUGAAGUAGAAGACCCCAAGAGCCAGGUGGAAACAGAUGAUCUGCUCCAGAAGCCUGGAAUGAUCCACUUUAUUGAUCUUGAAAGGGGUGAGGAUAAGAAAGGAAGAGAUCCUACCAAUGAGGUGCUAUCAUCUGUAUGACUAGCAAAAAGCACUGAAAGCAAAGAUCAGCCUGCUAGCAUAUCCACGGAUAGUUUUCCACCUAUAAAAGAGACAGACCUGUUGUGAAUUAGUCACUUAAGAUAACGUAACAUGUAGGUCAAUGUAAUUAGUUAAUUAGCUGUUUGAUCAGACCGUACUCCUAUUCUGUGAAAUGAUAGCAAUGUUCUAAAUUGAGGGAACUUCAUGGAUUAUGCCCAAUUCAUAAAUAUCCUUGUUGGUUUAUUGGUGUAAGGAGAAUCUGAAUUAAGUUUGAAAGAUACAUUGAUUUUAAUGCAAGCAGUUAUGAGACGGAAAGAGCCAUCUUUAACAGUCAGAUUGGCAGAUAAAAUGUAUCUGAACUUGCCUAUAGAAACAAGAAACAAUUAGAUUGUUCUUUUGACACUUAAUUGGCUGUUGUCAAUUCCAAUUAGAAUUUUAACCGUAAAGUCUUUGGCAGACUCAGUGGCAUGUAGGACGUGAAAAAGCCCUAUCAUUUGUCUCUCCCUCCCCAACCAAUAAAAUACUAACUCUUUCCUGUCUUUUCUCCACAAAAAGUCUUCCUCAUUAAUAACCUUGCAAUUAAAAAGUGUUUUGCAUCCCAAAUAAUGCUAAAAUAUACACCAAUUCCUUGUACUUCUAUGCAAAAGUUCUCGCAAGGUGUAGCUGUUCAUCACAUACUAUAUAGAAUGAUAGCAGC
Messenger RNA from Candoia aspera, 1665 nucleotides. RefSeq names its product aquaporin 4 (gene AQP4). Gene Ontology annotation, biological process: transmembrane transport; water transport. The record is from RefSeq and is a predicted model, not a curated record. NCBI's taxonomy places the organism in Eukaryota, Metazoa, Chordata, Lepidosauria, Squamata, Candoiidae. The transcript has 5 exons. Bases 63 to 968 code for a protein of 301 amino acids. Gene Ontology annotation, cellular component: plasma membrane; basolateral plasma membrane. Gene Ontology annotation, molecular function: water channel activity.